Molecule: messenger RNA, 2396 nt
Organism: Panthera uncia (snow leopard)
Lineage: Eukaryota; Metazoa; Chordata; Mammalia; Carnivora; Felidae
Product: phospholipid-transporting ATPase ABCA3-like
Exons: 10
Coding region: 302-1930 (542 amino acids)
Biological process (GO): lipid transport; transmembrane transport
Cellular component (GO): membrane; intracellular membrane-bounded organelle
Molecular function (GO): ABC-type transporter activity; lipid carrier activity
Source: RefSeq, a predicted model, not a curated record
UUUCCGCGUGUGUCACACAGGCGUCUCCUCACCUGAAGGACUGUGAGCCACGAAGGGCCCCUCAGAGGUCCCCCCGCGACCUGGCCGUGCGGACGGGAACCAGGAGUGCUCUGGGGUGUCCCCACCUCCACCGCCCACGUGCCCACCCUGGGUCUGAGCAGCCUGGUCCGCCCCCAGCCUUCAUGCCAGCAGCUUCCGGAAGGCGGUACUGCCGUGUCCUGGGCGUUGUGGGGUCUUCCUGAGCUAACUGACACCACCUCCCUCUGUAGCAGGUGCACCCGGCCUUCCGGUGGGCGCGGACAUGGCGGCGCUCAGGCAGCUGGCACUCCUGCUCUGGAAGAACUACACGGUGCAGAAGCGCAGAGUGCUGGUCACCGUCCUGGAGCUCUUCCUGCCCCUGCUGUUCUCUGGGAUCCUGAUCUGGCUCCGCUUGAAGAUCCAGUCGGAAAACGUGCCCAACGCCACCAUCUACGCUGGCCAGUCCAUCCGGGAGCUGCCCCUGUUCUUCAGCUUCCCCCCUCCCGGCGACGCCUGGGAACUGGCCUACAUCCCGUCCCACAGCGACGCCGUGAAGACCAUCACAGAGACGGCGCGGAGGACGUUGGUCAUCAACAUGAGAGCUCGGGGCUUCCGCUCGGAGAAGGACUUUGAGGACUACGUCAGGUACGACAACCGCUCCUCCAACGUGCUGGCCGCCAUAGUGUUCGAGCACACCUUCAACCACAGCAGGGAGCCCCUGCCGCUGGCGGUGAGAUACCACUUACGGUUCAGUUACACACGAAGAAAUUACAUGUGGACCCGAACAGGCUCCUUUUUCCUGAAAGAGACCGAAGGAUGGCACACCACUUCCCUUUUCCCACUGUUCCCAAACCCAGGACCAAGGGAACCCGCGUCCCCCGAUGGCGGAGAACCUGGGUACAUCCGAGAAGGCUUCCUGGCCGUGCAGCACGCGGUGGACCGGGCCAUCAUGCAGUACCACGCAAACGCCUCCACGCACCAGCUGUUUGAGAAGCUCACCGUCAUCGCCAAGAGGUUCCCUUACCCGCCUUUCAUCUCGGACCCGUUCCUCGUCGCCAUGCAAUAUCAGCUCCCCCUGCUGCUUGUGCUGAGUCUCACCUACAGCUCCCUCACCGUCAUCCGGGCCGUCGUGCAGGAGAAGGAGAGGAGGCUGAAGGAGUACAUGCGCAUGAUGGGGCUCAGCAGCUGGCUGCACUGGAGCGCCUGGUUCCUCCUCUUCUUCCUCUUCCUUUUCGUGGCCGUGUCCUUCGUGACCCUGCUCUUCUGCAUCAAGGUAAGGAAGGGCGUGGCGGUGCUCGCUCACAGCGACCCCUCGCUGGUGCUGGUUUUCCUGCUGUGCUUUGCCGCCGCCUCCGUCUCCUUCAGCUUCAUGGUCAGCGCCUUCUUCAGCAGAGCCAACAUGGCAGCAGCCAUAGGGGGCUUCCUGUACUUCUUCACGUACACCCCCUACUUCUUCGUUGCCCCCCGAUACAACUGGAUGACCCUCAGCCAGAAGCUCCUGUCCUGCCUCCUGUCCAAUGUCGCCAUGGCGAUGGGGGCCCAGCUCAUGGGGAAAUUUGAAGCGAAAGGCGUGGGUGUCCAGUGGCGAAACCUCCUGAGUCCCGUCAACGUGGACGAUGACUUCUCCUUUGGGCAAGUGCUGGGCAUGCUACUGCUGGACUCCGUGCUCUAUGGCCUGGUGACCUGGUACGUGGAGGCCGUGUUCCCGGGGCAGUUCGGCGUGCCCCAGCCCUGGUACUUCUUCGUCACGGUGAGUGCUGGCGGCCCUCUUCCGCACGGGGGCAGGGGUGUCCCCCGCACACGCCCCGGGCCCCUCCGGUCCCUGGCGCUCAACGCCUCGUCAGGCAUGUCCCGCGUGCAGUCAGGGAGCCGUGUGUCCCAAAGCCCUGAGACCCCCUACUGGCCAAGAUGAGCCCUGCAGUCCAGGAUCUGGAAAGGGCUCGCCCUGGCCCUGCAGCGCGGGACCAGCACACGCCCACCCCCGGCCUCACGUCAAACAAAUAUCCCACUGGUUCCUCCGCCUACAAAGUAACACAGCCUCCAGCCUCUUGGAAAAAUGAUCGCGUUGCUGGGAUUCCCGGCACAGUCCCACCGCCCAGAGACGCGCCGUGCUGACCCCUUGGUGUGCAAUGGUUCAGACUGUUCUGAGCACGUACCCUCCGGCAGCCUGAGUCUGUGUGUGCGUGACAUACGCGCACUUGCUUUUAUGAAAAGGGGAUCGUGUUAUCCAAGUCUCGAAACUUGUUUGGGGUAGUUUUUUUGUUCAUUUAAGUUUAUUUUACUUUGAGAGAGAGACUGUGUGUGUAUGUGUGGGAGGGGCAGAGAGAGAGAGAGAAAGAGAGAGAGAAUCCCAAGCAGGCUCUGCACUGUCAGCUCAG